AUGUCUUCCUUUGCUUUCCUUCUUCUGUGCGCCCAAGCUUGCUUGGUACAGAAUGUAUUCGGCCAAUGCCUCGGUCCAGCACCAAUGGCGUAUGCUCCAUCUAUGGCGCCUUACGGCUAUGGCGCUGGUCUGCCAGCCGCGCCAUUCGGUGUAGCACCAAUGGCAGUGGAGCUCGGCGGGCUCGGAGCUCCCAUUGAAGUCGGCGCGUACGGCGGUGCCGGUGUUGGUGACGUGGCGGUCGCUGGUGAAAUGCCAGUCGCUGGCACAACAUUCGUUGCCGGACAAGUACCCAUCCUCGGCGCAGUACGCUUCGCUGGUGAUCUGCCAGCCUGUGGCACUGUCACCAUCUCUGGCAGCUGCGGAUGCGGAUGCAACAGUGGUCCUUGGAUUCCAGCAUCGUAUCCUAGAGGAGUGUAUCCGUACGGCCCUGCAUACGUGUUGAUAUCCUCGCUCAGUAUCACUACAUCCCCGUUACCGCAUGUGUAUGCAAUCGCGCCAGUACCAGCCGUCGGUAAAGAGCCUUCUAAAGCAACUGCACCUAAGAACGGUAUGGAAGAACUACUAGUAAUAAUAAAGCCUCCGCCGUUAGAAGCGGUGGGUGUAAAGGGUGCUGCCCAUUCUGCAGUAGCGAAUGGAGUGGCGGUACAAGGUUCGGAAACCCAGGACGCUGUUAUUGGAACUUCUAACGUAUUCAGCCAGUGCUUGGGACCCAUGCCAUAUGGUUCGACCGCAGAUGCUCUAGCUCCUGGUUUACCUCCUUAUAACUAUGGUCCCGCAGCGCCAUUCGGUGUGGCACCAAUGGCAGUAGAGCUCGGCGCGUACGGCGGUGCUGGCGUUGGUGAUGUCGCGGUCGCUGGCGAGAUGCCAGUCGUUGGCACAACCCUCGUCGCUGGACAAGUGCCAAUCCUCGGCGCCGUGCGCUUUACUGGUGACCUGCCAGCCUGUGGCAAAGUCACCAUCUCUGGCAACUGUGGAUGCGGGUGCAACCGUGGUCCUUUUUAUUAA
This is a messenger RNA of Bicyclus anynana (squinting bush brown), 1005 nucleotides long. RefSeq lists its product as uncharacterized. Gene Ontology annotation, molecular function: structural constituent of egg chorion. Lineage: Eukaryota; Metazoa; Arthropoda; Insecta; Lepidoptera; Nymphalidae. Bases 1 to 1005 code for a protein of 334 amino acids. Gene Ontology annotation, biological process: multicellular organism development; chorion-containing eggshell formation. The record is from RefSeq and is a predicted model, not a curated record. The transcript has 5 exons. Gene Ontology annotation, cellular component: egg chorion.